AUGACGGUAAAAGCUCAUAAUGGAUUGGAUGUCCUAAUGCAACUGGACAACAAUCAGAUCAGCUGCAUUGAAGAUGGAGCUUUCCGAGCCCUCCGUGACUUGGAGAUUCUUACCCUCAAUAACAACAACAUCUCACGCAUCCCUCUCACCAGCUUCAACCAUAUGCCAAAGAUCAGAACCUUGCGGCUUCAUUCCAAUUAUUUAUACUGCGAUUGUCACCUGGCAUGGCUUUCGGAUUGGCUGCGUCAGAGGCGAUCGGUUGGACAAUUCACCUUCUGCAUGGCACCUGUUCACUUGAGAGGGUUUAAUGUAGCUGAUGUUCAGAAAAAAGAAUAUGUCUGUACAGGUUCACAUGCUGAACCACCACCCUGCAAUGCCAAUUCUGUCAAUUGCCCGUCUGCUUGCACUUGCAGUAAUAGUAUUGUGGACUGUCGAGGAAAGGGCUUAACUGAACUUCCAGGCAACCUACCAGACAAUAUAGUGGAAAUCCGUUUAGAGCAGAAUUCCAUAAAAGCCAUUCCUCCUGGAGCCUUCUCUCAAUACAAGAAACUUAAAAGAAUUGAUAUCAGCAAGAAUCAGAUAUCAGAUAUUGCACCAGAUGCUUUUCAUGGACUGAAAUUACUCACCUCUCUAGUGCUUUAUGGAAAUAAGAUCACAGAGAUUCCCAAGGGCCUUUUUGAUGGGCUUAUAUCUUUGCAGUUAUUGCUUCUCAAUGCAAAUAAGAUCAACUGCCUGAGAGUAAACACAUUUCAAGAUCUGCAUAAUCUUAAUUUGUUAUCUCUCUAUGAUAAUAAACUUCAGACUAUCAGCAAAGGACUUUUUGCUCCUCUUCAGACAAUUCAAACAUUGCAUUUAGCUCAAAAUCCAUUUGUGUGCGACUGCCAUUUGAAGUGGCUGGCUGAUUACCUGCAGGAUAAUCCAAUAGAAACCAGCGGAGCUCGAUGCAGUAGUCCGCGUCGUCUUGCCAACAAACGAAUCAGCCAGAUCAAGAGCAAGAAGUUCCGUUGCUCAGGUUCAGAGGACUACAGGAGUAGAUUCAGUGGGGAGUGUUUUAUGGACCUCAUCUGUCCUGAGAAAUGCCGCUGUGAGGGAACAUUUGUGGACUGUUCCAACCAAAAGCUUACUAGGCUCCCCAGCCACCUUCCAGAAUAUACCACAGAUCUUCGUCUACACGAUAAUGAUAUUUCAAUUCUGGAAGCUACUGGAAUAUUCAAGAAGCUCCCUAGUUUACGAAAAAUAGGAGCAAAAGAGACUAAAGCCAUCCUAGAUGCCUUUGAUGUCUUUUUCAGACCCUCUAAAAAUGUCAUAUAUGAGAUAUAUAUAUUUGGUAGCUGUAAGCAAGAAGAAGUUGAAGCAAUAGACAGUUUUGUCACACAGCUAAGAGAAAAAGGUGCAAGCUGUGAUUAUGGCUCUCUAAGAGAUGAACUUAUUCAUGAUAAAAUAGUUCUGG
Messenger RNA from Protobothrops mucrosquamatus (brown spotted pit viper), 1450 nucleotides. RefSeq names its product slit homolog 3 protein-like. Gene Ontology annotation, molecular function: protein binding; follicle-stimulating hormone receptor activity. The transcript is spliced from 13 exons. The record is from RefSeq and is a predicted model, not a curated record. The annotation marks the transcript as partial. NCBI's taxonomy places the organism in Eukaryota, Metazoa, Chordata, Lepidosauria, Squamata, Viperidae. Gene Ontology annotation, biological process: G protein-coupled receptor signaling pathway; axon guidance. Gene Ontology annotation, cellular component: membrane.